Cladocopium goreaui is the source of this 12128-nucleotide messenger RNA. The record is from the annotation of a GenBank genome assembly. NCBI's taxonomy places the organism in Eukaryota, Dinophyceae, Suessiales, Symbiodiniaceae.
GUGGUUGCUUGCGGCUUCAGCGGCUUCAGCGGCUUGGCACUUGCGGCUUCAGCGGCUGCAGCCGAGGCUCGCACCACCGGUGUGGUUGAUGACACCCUGGGACGGCAGCGUGCCCAGUCUAGCAACGAUGAGAAUGCUGAGGGGCCAGAGCCAGGUGGCACACCUGUUGUGACAGGCACGCCUGUUGAUCUCGAUGGUGAAGCCUUGCCGUCGCAGCUUGCUGAAAACUUUGAAGCGGCUGAAGCGGCUGAAGCGGCAGUGAUGGCUCAAGGGGGUUCAGCGCUUGAAGCAGAGGCAGCGCUCCAGGUGACCGCAGUUGCACAGAGGGCCCAUGAUCAACGGGUCGACAUUGCUCAGACUCUGGGGCGCAACUUGAGGAAUUUCCAGCACAACAUUUGCCUCCUCAACGGUGACCAGAUCCAGCGGCUCACCUUGGACAUCAACACGGCCCCUUUGUGGAUGCAGGAGACGUACGACACGCAGGUGAAUUUUACCUGGGCUUUGGCUGGCUUCAAUGUCCUGCUGAGCUCGUAUUUCCCUGGUGGCAAAAAGACUGCGCAAGGCAUGGACCAGGUCUGUGCAAGUAUGAAAAUCCCCGAUGCAACGAUGGUGGACCAAGCGAAGGAUUUGCUUCAGCAGUUCCCGCAGCGCUCAAGCAUUCCUCCGCGCUGGCAAGUCAUUGCUGCUGCGGCCCGGGAGAUGUUGGACCAAUUCACGGAAGCUGCGACCUCUGACCAGGGCUGCACGUACGUCGGGAAAUUUAUGCUCUACCCCUUUGUCAUGAAUGGGCAAGCAAGGGGAUACGAUCUGCAAGAAGUAGAGGCAGAAGGCUGGGGUGGAUGGGCUCUCCCUUUCAACAGGGACGAUGGUCUUUUGCUGCACAUGAGCCUGUACGGCAAGGGAGAUGAUGAGCAGGCAAUGCCUUUGGAGGCUCGCAACAAGAUGCUGUUGAAGAGCAGCUUUUUCCAUAAGAGCUUCGAGCCUUCGCACGCAGCAAUGCAGAAGGCUGGACUGCUUUUUGCGGCCGAUUCCGACAACACCCUUCGCAAUGAGGAGCUGGUCCUCCUCUCGGUCCUGGAGCCUGGCUAUGGGCAGCUGGUGGACGGGGCGAGCAUGACCAACCAAUCCAUUUGGGUCACCUCCAGCGGCUUCUUCUAUGUUCUGCGGUUUCUCCCCAUCCAGACUGCCAACAGGAAAUUCACAACCCCUCUAUUCACGCUCAAGGCUGAGAUUGUCAAGGGGGACUUUGCCAACGAUGACUUCAUGGUCCGGCAGAAGAAGGAGGUGGACGUGAUGUGGACUGGGACUGGCGGAGAUGACUUCUCAUUGGUCUGGGAUGGCUACUACGUGGAGCGGAUUCUGGCUGUGAAGAAGGGCGGGAGCUACCACGUGAUGGCCAUGCAGCUCAUCCGCCGUUUGGAUGCAGUGGGUGCCCCCUACAGCAUCGCCGUUGGUCGCUGUGUCAGGGCACCAGCUGGCUUACAUCUCGGAUUGAUGGUAAGGGGAGCCCAGUCAUACUGUGUGCAGACCAUGCGCCAGACUGGUGACGCGGACCAGAGUCGUGCAGCACACAAGGGCGGGGGCAAGAAAGGCAGCUGGAGUGGCGGCUCUGGCGGCUCUGGCGGCUAUCGGCAAAACCGUGAUGGAUGGGAUCAUGCACGCAGCGGCUGGGGUGGCCCUGCACCUUUUCGCGGCUCAGUCCCUCCCCCCGGUGCUGCCAACAUGAUGCCUCCUACUGCUCAAGCGGCUCAAGCGGCUCAAGCGGCUCAAGCGGCUCCUGCUGCAGCAGCCCCACCCACAGCCACAGAAGCAGCCCCGCAAGCAGCCUUUGCUCAACAAGCUCCACCUCCUGCGGCACAGGCAGACUCUGCUCAACAAGCUCCACCUACUGCGGCUCCCAAGGCUUCAGCGGCACCAGCGGCUCAGCAGGAGUAUUGGGGCAACAAUUGGUGGGGGGAUGGCAGUCAGUGGUGGGACGAUCGUCACCAGUACCAGGAUGGUGGUGCGCCUCUUCCCAAGCUGCAGCUGCUCCAGCGCAAGCGUGCGCGGAUCGAAGGUUUGGCCCUUCCCAAGCUGCAGCUGCUCCAGCGCAAGCGUGUGCGGAUUGAAGGUGUGGCCCCCUCCAAGCUGCAGCUGCUCCAGCACGGGGGUGCGCGGGUUGAAGGGGAAACGGAAGCGUGGGGAAAGCGUUUCCGCUGGUCAGCCCAAGCAGAGGAAAAAGGCCAAAGCUUCUCUGGCUUCAGCGGCUUCAGCGGCUUCUGCGGCGCCAGCGUCUGUGGCCUCAUAUGCAGCAGGUUCAUUCGCUUCAGAAAGUCUUGGGAACAUCUGGGGAGCUUGCGGCACAGUUCUUGGGGCAAGCCUCGCCGCACGAUCUGGCUAGCUGAGCGCCCAGCCCGCCGUGGCGGCGAAUGGGGCAUUGGAUGCACAUUUUGUGCGCAUUUGGUGGAUGUGCUAGCCAGAGAUCCUAAGGGCGUGGUCUGCGUGCAAACGGUUAACAAGUUUCCGUUCCGCUUACACAGAAUGAUCUCUGUUAUGCAUUGGGUCACCCGAUCUUUGCGGGAGAAGCGUUUGAAGCAAGCCAAAUGCAUCAGCAUCUCAGUGGAUGACAGGGCAGACUUCCGCAUUGUGCGAUACAGAUGCGGAAUGCCUGCUGGCUCCUGCGGCUUUGAAGGCUUUGCGGCUACUUCUUUGAAGGAGUGGGCUGAGAUGGGUCAGUUGAUCCAUGAGGGAGUGCUUGGUGUUUUCAGAUCUGGUGGCAAUGCAGAGACCAACACCAUUGAAUCCCACGACAUAGACAAAUCUCAGUCCAUGGCAGAUUCGAUUUUGGCAGUGAGCCGUCGUGCCUUUGAAGAUCUGGAAGGAGAUGUAGACGAAGAUGGCUUGCAACAGUUUCUGCAGCAAGUGCGGCAUUUUGCGGCUGACCAAGGCACUGCGGCUCAGAAGUGCGGCCAGAUCUUGGCCAAUCACGAAGCCUUCACAAAUUUAGUCUGGGUUGGUCAGGAUCCUGCGCAUCAAGUGCGCAUUGCUUCAAAGGAUCCCUUACAUGCCAAUGAAAAUUUCGGGGAGCAGUGGCAAAGACUCUUCAAUGAGCGCCAUGCCUUGAUUCCAGACAUCCAAAACUCUGAAGUUUGGAAGAGCCGCUUACUUGCGGCUCAGAACUAUGUCCUUCAGACGGUUGGAGAGCAGGGGGCUGGCUUGCAGACGGUGAUGCGAACCCUUUCAUUUGCAAAGCAGCGGUUUGACUCCACUGCUACGCCAAUGAUGCGCUACUGCUGCAUGAUUCGUGCAAUUGCCAUCAUGUGCGCCAUGCAGGCAUGCGAUGUUCGCAACCAUCGAGAGCUUCGAGCACGAGCAGAGAGAGCAUUGCAAAAUAUGGUUCCAGACAAACUCAUCCGUUGUGGCCUGACAGCUGACUAUAGCCUGGAAUGCUUAAGGUUUCUGAGGCAACAUUUCGACAUCGACGAUCCUGACCCAGCAGGCAUUCCCUCUGCAUUGUCGGAUUUCAAGGACAGGAUGGAACAGCUCUUUGUCAAAGGGUGGAUCCUUGGGAGACCCGAUAGCAGUGGCUCCACUGGCUCAAGCGGCUCCACUGGCUUAAGCGGCUCCACUGGCUUAAGCGGCUCCACUGGCUCCAACGGUGGUGAUGCUUCGGGAGAUCAAAUAUGCCCUGACAAGACUGUCACGCAAUGCGUUUUCGAACAAAUUGAAGAGCCAGUGCCGAGCGGAGUUGCAGACAUCCGUGUGGCCAUGACGGAGAUGCAGCAGGUGGUGCGUUUGAUGUUGGACCGGCUGGAGGCGGAUCUGGCAACAGAUGAAGUGUCUCUCUCCAUGGCCGCCUUUCAAGUUCUGGCUUGGCUAUCCCGGUCCAAGGAGAACAUGCUACGAAAACACGUCGCUGUGCUUGGCAAGGCAUUGAAGCUUUCAAGGGAUGUUUCCCGGGAUUUUGCUUAUGUGGCCAAAACCUUGGCCAACCUUAUGCAAACCUGCAAGACGCAGCAGAUGAGUAUCAGCCAGAAGGUGGUUUGGAGCUGGGUUUUGGUGCCCCAAUGGCGUUCACAAUUUCUUCCGAAAUUGGUUGGGCUCCCGAAGGACCUGGAGACGCUUAUUUUUUUUUACUUGAGCGUCAAGAUCAACACAACCACACUGGAACGCAAUUUGGGCGAGCUGUGCCGGCAACUGGCUGCCCAUACUGGCCGUACUGCAGAAGACAGCAGCCAGCUGACUGCUUCUUUGUUGGAGGUGGCCUUGGAUGGCCCGCAGAGAGAAGAAGACGUGUUCGAACGAAUCGAUGAUGCUGACGGGAAGCCCAAGCUCUCGCCCACAGACUUUGGGCGUGCCUGCGCCCGGCUCUGGGUAGAGCAGUUUGGCAGGAGAUUCCGAUACAAGUAUCUUGGAAGAACCGCUCAGAAGAAGCUUGCUGCCCGCCCAGGAUCGUUCAAAGCUGUCUUGUUGCGAAGGGAAGCUGCAACAGACAAAUUAGCCAAAAUGGCAAGCUCAGGAGCCUCUGGAGAUUCCUUUGUGCCUGGCCUAGCCCUUCCGCUUCCAUCCGAAGCACGUGCUGUGAAUGCGCAAGUGUUGCAUGGAACACGGUGGGCUGGCUCUGCACCAGGACACGGGAACAUUGCUGCACGCCGGCGAGCAAGGGAAAAGCCAUACAUGCCCACUGCAGCAAGAUCUGGUGGCUUCCAGGUUGCCCAAGCAGACGUGGUAGUAGUUGAGAAGCUGUCCGACAUGGAUUUCGUCAAAAGCUCGAACCAUAUGGCUGCUAAAGACGUGGAUGCCAGACUCACCUGGCCAAGGUUUUUGAGCGGCUCCUCUGGCUCUAGCGGCUCUCCUGGCUCCAGUGGCCAACUAGCUCUCAGGCUCGGGACUGACUGCAGUGGUUUGGAUGCACCCGUGUAUGCCCUUCGAGCUUUGGCAAUUCCGCAUACACAUGUCUUCAGCUGCGAGACCAACAAAGCAGCCAGGGCUAUGAUUGAUAUGAAUUGCAAGCCUGAGGUUUUCUUUACGGAUGUUCUCACAUCCUGUCAAGCUGAAGCCCCUUUUUGCCACUUAUACGUGGCUGGCUUUUCGUGCAAGCCAUUUUCCACCCUCCACAACAACUCGAAGCUUUUGGAGGAGAAGGAGGCUAUGAUUUUCAAAGCAGUCGUGAAACGCAUUGCCACGCUACGACCUCCUUGCUUUCUGCUGGAAAAUGUGGAAGGCAUACAGCGAGUCAUGGGCGAAGUUACAUCGCGGCUCAUGGCUUGCGGCUACGCGGUUGUGCACAAGCUCAUGGCAGAGCAAGUGGUCAAUCAGCUUUGGGAGGCUGCGCAAAAGAACAGCACUGGAACGCUCUUGUCGCAGACAAAAUGGAAAGAGAAGCAUGCAGCGCAUGCGCACGAGAACAGCCUUGGACAGAGCGAAGGGCACGAGAGCGUGUUGACGGCAAGCUGCCUACUGUCACGCCACGCUCCCAUCUCAUCGUUGCCCAGCUUCAAAGGGCCAUUGUGCCCCACGAGAUCGGACUUGGCAUCGAUGGGCGGCAAUACCAUGCACAUUCCGGUGGUAGCAUUGGCUACACUGAUGACGUUGCUCCUGGUAGAUUGGAACCUUCCAGCUGCACAUCGCAGCGGUGAUGCCUCCAUUUGCUCAGCCCCGGUAGAACUGGUCAAUGUCCAGAGGAAGCCGAAGGAGGGGCCCUUGGAAGCCAAGCUCAGAGCACGUUUUUCCUUGCCACGAAAUGCUGGAAGUGCUGCCAAAUUCAAGAAAGGCCUCAGGACACCGAAGCGGAAAGCUGCCAAGGUUGUGCUGAAACAGGGCCAAAAGGGCCAUUGCAAGAGGAUGUACUUGCAGGGCACCCGCAUGGCGCCGCUUCCUGUGGAUCCUGCUGCUGCUGUCAAGCUGUGGUUGAAGGCCGCAGACUCUGAGCAAACGAGCGAGAAAUGGAGCCGUGUCCAGCGAGCUGCCUGCAAAGCUGCCAAGCGAUGCAUUGAGGGAAAGGAUGGCAACUUGUUGCCGUUGGUGGAGUUUCUGUUCAGAGGUUUCGAUCAUGCUGAGCUGCCAGACCCUGGCAACUUGAUGCUCCAGAUUUUACACACUGAGAACCCUUUCCUCCGAACGCAAGCAGCUCCCUUCAGAGGUGACAAGGUGACAGGCUAUUUGAUGGAUAUCUUGAAGAUGCCAUACAUGCAACGCCUUGAGAGUCGUGAGCAAUUGGGUAUCGUGAUUCUGACUGCAUACCGUCGAUCCCCUGGCUUUGCUGAGUUUGUGCUUGAAGCCAGUUCGCAGCCGCGAUUUGCUUUGCUUGCAGUUGUCCACAAUUUCUUUCGAGACACACAAGGGGUCGGGCAGCGAAAGGCUUACAUGCCAACCCGGGUUAUCUCCAAGCAUGGCACUAAGCUGCGGCCAAAUCGUGAUUUGGGAAAGUUGCGCCUUGCAGGGGCAUUGAGCUUGUGUGGCCAAUUUCUGGAUGGCUCGCUAGAUGCCAUUUUCGUGAAUGACAGCAAGAAGUCAUGGCUUGUGGAUCCGGAUUUGCUCCCCGUCAUGUUGGACGCCAUUGAGUGCGCCUCAUCAAAGCUCAUGGGCACCCAUUUCCUGCAGACUUUGGAAGCUCUGGGACGUUUGGCGCGAGCCAGCCAGGAAUGCAAUUGGAAAGGGAAAGACAUCCCUGAGGCUGAACGUGUUGUGGAUUUCUCGAUUGCUGCCUCUUUCUGUGCCCAGGACCGUGGUGUGGAUUUCUCGAUUGCUGGCUCUUUCUGUGACAAGGAGCAUCGGCAGAUGGUUCGGAAUGCAAGGCCCAAACGGAAACCCACAUUCCGUAUGAAGGCGGUUGCUGAGGGCAUGGCCCCAAAAGCUUGCCGGCCAUUUGCCCUCUUCAUGAAGAACUGCUGUCGAGUUCGGAAGGGCGCUUCAAAAUCUGAACACAUCAGAGAGAUGAAGCGUUUGGGGAAGGCCUGGAAGCAGCUCUCAGAGGUUGAACGAGCAGAGUACCGCAGGCAAUCGCAAGAUCUCUUCCGAGAACAGCGCUCGUGUUCGCGCAGUCAUGGUAUUCCAUUCCGGUUCAGCACGGCAGGCGAGGAAACUACCUCCGCAGAUGCCGCAGUGGAAGAUGCGCAACCAGAGCAAGGAUCCCGCAUUGGGAAGUUUCAAUGCUGGCAGGAGGAAGGAUCUAAUUCCUGUGUGUAUGUGGGAGAAGGAUCUUAUGGCUGUGUGCUGCUUAGCACCAACGAUGUGGGGAGAAAGGCUGUGAUCAAGGUGUUCAAGCACUCCAGCAGGGAGGAUGAUUUGCAGUAUGAAGUUUCUGUCCUGCGGCGCUUGGAGAAAGAGUUGCCCCUGAGCUGCCAAUGCUGGUUUCCAGACAUUUUGGCUGUAGAAGAGGAGCGAGUCCCUUUUCCACACAUCGCAUUAGACUAUGCAGGCCCUAGUCUGCAGAAAGUGCUGGCGACUUCCGGCCCCUUGAGUCAUGGCAGCGCCUGCUCAUUCGCGCUGCAGCUGAAAGCCGCUUUGGAAGCCAUUCACGGCAUUGGUAUUGUUCACCUCGAUGUGAAGCCCGGAAAUGUAAUUUGGUGUGAAGAUCCCUGGAAGCUGAAGCUCAUCGACUUUGGCAUGGCUGAAGCAUUUUCCCGCCUCUCAGCGGCUUCAGCAGCUUCAGCGGCUUCAGCGGCUUCAGCGGCAUUGGCAUGGCCGAAUGGUUUGAGAUUCAACCAGUACGUGACUGGCCCAUACAGGCCACCAGAGCUUUGGGGCCUGAAGCCUGAUGAGUUCUUUCAUGCACUGUCCCCUUCAGUUGAUGUUUGGUCAUACAGCUGCACGCUGUAUGAGGCAGUGACCGGUCGCAUCCUGAUGAGCCCAUUGAAGAGCUGCCCUCCUGCUGGCACAACGAAACAGGUUGUGCAAGCUUGGUGCCACUCUUGGCAUUCGAUCCAGAGCAAGGGGAAUCGCAGACAGCCUCGUCCAGACCCGCUCCACCACUUCAAUCUUCGCCUGAUUCGCUCAGGCAUAUGGAAAGAGGCAAUCAUGAAAGCCUUAAAUCCAAAUCCGACGGUCUUUCUAGAACAUGUGACACCCUUCAGCGCCGUCAGCAUCCACAGCUCAAACCUACAUCUGUUCACAUCUUGCUGUGGCGAGCGGCUUCUUGGCUUCGCGGCUACCAUGGCGAAAGCAGAGCCCGUCACCGUGGGUUACAUGGCUUUGACCGAGGCUGAGUUCAACGAGGCCAGGUGGUGUGAUGAGUUCGAUGACCCACAUCCGAGGCAGUGGCUCUUGAGCCAUACCCCUAUCAAAGCCAUUGCUGCAACUCGUAAGCACCACGUUCGGCAGCUGGGCGUGACGUUGUCACAUGGCACCCCUCCAGGCCCAAAAGCACUCCUCAAGCGCCAUGAAAGCGGCUCCCAAGUAUUCACUGUGAUGUGCGAGCCGAACUACAUGCUGCUAUGGGUGCGAACCAGCACGAAUAUUGCAGCUUUAGUGGCAGAAGGCAAGUUGACGGUCACCAAGGAUGGUGGCUUUGUCUUGCAGCGCUCUUUCGACCCCUUCCACAUGGACUUCGAAGAGGGUUGGACUGCGGACUGGCUGCCUAUGACAUUUCUUCCAUACAAGCUGGCAGAUUCUUCCAAGUGCUUUCUCUUCGCCUCGGAUCAGCCCAAGGGAAGCCCGAGUGGCUUUGUGUACUACCUGAGCAUCCCUGACGUCAUCCAGACCAUGAUGGAUUGCGGCGUGAGCAUGGACAGGGAGAUGGUGCUUCGCAAUUUGCUGGACAGCGACGUGACUGCUGACUUGGCACUCCUUCUCAAGAAGAACCAUUGGUCAGCUGAUGUGACGGCGCCGUUGACCGCUGUGAUCGUGAAAGAUCGCGCGGCUGUUCCAAUGUUUGCUUCUUCGGUUGUCGCUCAGACCUUGGCCUUCUUCGCCUUCAGCCAGCAUGCCAUCCAACAGCAAGAAAAUAAAAGUGUCUCCUUGCUUUUGCUGACGCUCAGGACAGAUUCAUUGCUUGGUGGAGCAGCUCCUUUCACGAACCCUUUGGGCAGCUUCUGGCUAGCUGAUGUGUCAACCUUGCUUUCCCUCCUCAAGGAUGGCAAGGCAGCUUUGGAAGUAGAGCCGUUUCACAUGAGCGUCAACAAUACCCAAUCGAAGAGGCUCUCACAUUCAGAUGUUCGUGCUGAAACGAAAGCUUUUGGCAUGCAGAAGCGCAAAGCAAUGCUGGAGGAAUGUGUCUCCUUUUUGACACUGGACUUGGAGAGGAAGAAGACCCAGUUGAAGAAGAUCGAGCAGAAGAUGGAGGAGCAAGCAGCUGCAGAGGCUAACGUCAAGAAGGAACUUCCUUCUAAAUGCGCCGCUGCAAAAGCGAUGCAUAAAACACAUCCGCUGACCAUUUCAGCAGACGUGAAAGAGAAGGAUUUGAGUGGAUACAAGGCACCCUGGGAUGUAGAGACUUGCAAGACUUCGAUCAAAGUGAACGGCCUCUACGAGGCAGCUGGCCUGGCCUUGUGGCUGCGGACAGGUGUGUUUCGAAUUGCAAACACGCCCGAAUGGGAGACAGCCUCAGGCGAUGUGUCCGUGGAGACUUUGAAGAAGUUUGCCAUUUCUUUCUUCAGCAAGGAUUCCGCGAUGAAGGCCUCAGUGCAACGAGGACAGAAGAAGAGCAGAACAGGACGAGACCGCAUUGUCUGGCCCAUUGAGAUGAUCGUUGUCAGUGAAAGCGGCACAGACUUGGAGAAGGAUGGUGGCUUCGAUUCUUCUUUGAGUCUGGUGGGGUGCCAUUUCGUUCUGUGGGCCUGGUACUAUGCGAUGUUCCAAGCUUUGCAGACAGGGGACAAGGAAUGGGUCGAGCUUCUGUGGGAAUGCGGCUGCACAGUGACGAUACAAGCUCGGCUUUGUACCUCCGACAAAGAUGUGCCAGUUGCCAGGAUCCAGGCCUCCGAAAAGCUCAAGGCAAUCGGGGAUGCAUCCUUGUCAGACACCUUUCUGACCUUUGCUUUGCUGUGCCGAAAACUUGGCGUUGAGAGUGUUUCGCAAGGAUCGGCAUUGAAACUCAAGUUCAAUGGGUCCAGCUACAACCCCUCCAUGCACAAAGCCGCUGUGCAAGUCAUUGGUGUGAUGGGUCCGACUGGGGCAGGUAUCUUCUUUGAAGCAAUUCAACGCUUGGAGCUGGCUUGGGGCCGAGAAUUGCUCAGCAAUGCCUACAGCAAGUUGGUGAAAUUGAUUUCCGUUGCCAAGGGCGUUGCGCACGUCCAUCGCAAUACCCAGGAGAUAGCUGCCUGGCUUGUGGACAUGCUUCACCUUGCUCUUCUCUGCAAGAGCACCACAGUGGCCAAAGCUACGGACACGUUUCUGGACAAGGACAGGAAGCAUGGAAGUCACGGCUUUUGGCCGGCUUGCUUAGUGCUGUUGCAGGUCUUUGAUUUGGCGCACUCCUUGGUGAAGACUUUGCCGGAAACAGAAGCCCAGUCAUGCGCGGCCUUGAUUGAGGAUAGCAUCUUCAAUCCCAUGAAGUGCUGGGAGACCUUCCUCAAACCCAGCUCUGAAGUUGCUGCCAGGGAUGCUGAGGAUGAAGCCCAUGAAUCUGAUGAUGAUGCAGGGGGCGCUCUUACAAAUCAAUCUGCCCUUGUGACCGUGAAGGAGAAGUACAACCGUGCCACAGGAUGCCUGCUUGACCUCCUUAUGGAAUUGAUGAGUGGGCAGCAUGGAGAGGACCUGCGUGAAAUCAGCCAAUGCGGAGAGCCUCUUUCAAAGAUGCUGCAGCCUGGGGGCAAAGAAUCUGCAGAAGAAGCCUCGCAGGGCGCCUCCAUAUCCUUGGUGGUUAAGCUUUGUGAGGCUGUCAAAGCUUUUGAUACCAACACCAAAAGUGUUUCUGUGACAGCCACAGCGCCUGCCCCGUCCUUGAUCAGCACUUUGAACCAGGGUCAGUCAGUCGAAGAAUUGACAGCAGAACGUGAGCGGGUAUGGAAGCUUGUCCAGAACGAGCGCCGCAAGUACGCAACUUUCAGUGUGCCCAAGACAUGGAAACCAGAAGGCUUGCUGAGCAGCUUCCGAUCAUGUGGCAAAGUUUUUGGGCAUGCUGGGGCCCUCAACUCCAGCCAUCGUUUGAUUUGCGGCUCAGCGGAUCUGCUCUGCGAGUCAGGAGCCGAACCAUGGUUGGCACAGUCCAAACCUGAAGCGGCUCUGUGGAAAGGGAUUGCAGAAUUCUGCGUUAGCACCACGGGCCAAACUGACUUUGCAAUGGUCUUUGAUGGCAGAAUGAGAGAAGUUCGCCGUCUCAAUGAAGAGGCUGUGCUUGCUCAGCCGCAGUCGGAGGAAAUGCACUUGGUCUACUCUGGUGGAUGCAUUGCCCGCGCUGGUCGAAUGCAAAGAAUGCCACUGGCUGCUCGCAAAAUUGAAACAGUGGCAGUCCGCUUCCCGACACAGAGGGGCCGAGUCAAAACAUCCAAGCGUGAAAACUUCACGUCCUGUGGAGAAGCUACAACUUUUCAGGGCAGCUACAGUGGCGUCGAGUUUCGCUCCUCUUAUGAAAUUCCCCUCAUGGCGCUGGAUGAAAAAGCUCGGGUUCUCGGCUCUGCGGCUUCUUCGGCUCCGCCUGAAGAUUGGCAAGACCGCUUCGGCGACAAAGCGGUGCCACUCUUUUGGCAAGAGUCCAAACCCAUCAGCUUUUUCAAUGCAAUCCUUGAUGAGUACAAGGUGACCUCAAUCUUUGAUGUGACGGCAGGGUCAGGCGCAAUGAUGGAAGCCAGCUUGACCAGAGGCGCUGUCUAUCACGGCCUCUGCCUGAACAAGGACCACCAGCAGUGGCUGCAAGCAAUUGCAGACAGAGCCGCUUGCGGUUUGAUUACCUUGGAAGGGUCGACUCUUUUCAACGAGGCCUUGGCAGCAGAGAUCAAAAAGUUUUUCCCAGAUGUUUUGGAAAGCUUGGCCCCGAAGACCGAUCACGAAGAGGCUCCUCUGGAGCCAGACAGCCCAUUGUGCAUUGAACCUUUUGCAGCGCUUUUGGAUGUGAACGGAGCACUGUUGCGGCGUUGCUCUGGCCUAGCUAGCUCCUGCGGCUUUUGCGGCUCCGGCGGCCUGCGGCUUUUGCGGCUCCAGCGGCUUGCAGCUCGUGACGCAGAGACGCAUGUGAUAGGUGCCAAACUGGCGAAGCAGAGUUUGUUUAGUAU